AUGGACCGUGCCCCGCCGCGCGGCGCGCCCCGCGACGCCGUCGGCCAGCGAUGGCUCGCCGUCUUCGCCUUCCAGGCCGCGGUCUCGGCCGCCGCUUCGGCGCUCCACCUCGCGGUGUCCCUGCGCGGCCGCCGCCACCCGCUCCUCGGCAUCCCCACCGGCCUCCUCCUCGCGCUCGAGCCGUUCCUCGCUUGCGCCGCCACGGGGCUCCUCGCGCUCGCGCUCCUCCUCACCAAGUCCCCGCACCCGCGGCCUCCCCCGCUGCCGCGGAGCGCGCUCGCGACCGCCCUCCUCGCCGCGGCCGGCACGCUCUGCGUGGGCGCCGCGGCGGCGAUGCUACCCGAGGACGCCGGGUGGGAGGCCGUCGCUUGGCUCGGGUUCCGAGGCGCCGUGCUUGGGUCCAUCUUCGCCGGGCACUAUUUUGGCCGUCGGAGGUGGUUGCUCCAGUUCCCCGUCGUGCAGCGACCUCUAUUCUAUGGAUUGAAGAUGGUUCUCCUACCAUCUGGAAACAGAGCUCUAAAGUUAUCAAUCCAGACCUUCCUCAUUUCCCAUUUCCUAGUUUUCUUUCUUCCUUGGCAAUUCAGAAAGGGAGGUUCUGGUGGAAGCCAAAUACUUACUGAGAUCAGCAUUUUAAUAGUGACUGCUGGUAUUGGCUUCUGUUUGGAAAUAAACUAUCAGUUUGUCCAGGUUGUACAUACAAGGAGGUGCAGUUUUGCUCCACCUCAGAGCACUGCUGCUGCAGAGACUAAUCCAACUGAAUUUAUCCUGGAAACUUUGGAACAAAGUGAUCCACGAUCAUUGAUACAAUAUCUUGCUUACCAAGAUUUAUGUGUGGUAUCUGAGUGUAACUUGGAACCGUGGCGCAGUGCUGCUUUCUUUGAAGAAUCUGGUGAAACUUAUAAAAGAAUUGUGACAGCUUGUUUGAAGCCACUUGAGGAGUUUACUUCAAAAAUUGCUGAAGCCCUUGAAGGUUUUUCUAGUGAUAAGCCAGAAUCGAUGCUACAACAGUCCAAACUCUUUAGUGCAUUUGAUGAUUCCCAGAUAUGCACAUGGUGUGCUCGGACAUUGGCAGGAUUAACUGCGCGCUCACGCCAGGAGGAUCGAUAUGGUGUUGCUCAACUCACUGGCUGCAAUGCUGCUGUGAUGACAACGUUGCUGUCUGCCCUAGUAGCAAUUGAGACAUGUUUAGGAAAGAAAACAAACCCACAGCCUGUCCACUCACUGGGUCCUGAAAACAUUAGGUGGGCUAACUUCUCCACAGGACGAAAAAGCACUGGAGUUGCAAUUGCAAGCACACAAAAAGGUGGCCUGCACAAGAAAGCUUAUACCAUGGCUGAUGUUCUUCGGACUUCUGUUUAUCAGAUAGUUUCAGCAUUCAUCGAUGACCUGCGAGCUAAUGCAAAAUCAUCCAGCUUGGAGAAGAACUGGAUCAGUGAAGGGAGAAAGCCAGUAUAUGGUUCACAAGCCGUGUUGGUUCAGAAGUUGAUUCUGUUUAUUGAGUACCGUGCUGUAUGA
This is a messenger RNA of Miscanthus lutarioriparius, 1515 nucleotides long. Lineage: Eukaryota; Viridiplantae; Streptophyta; Magnoliopsida; Poales; Poaceae. The record is from the annotation of a GenBank genome assembly.